AUGCCGUACAGCCGAGGAUACCGCUCCACUGGACCCAGGUUCCCAGAGGGAGGGAAAGAGCCGCAGCGCGUCUUCUAUAGAGGCCAUCACCACGUGGAGGCGCACUGCAAUCACGUCAGAACGCUGUUUACCAAAUAUUGUCCAAAGAAGUACUGGGCAGUAGCGGCUCUGUUCAACAAUGACGCUCUCGCAAUGCUUCUCAACACCCAGAUCAAUCUGCAAGAAGUCGACACACCUGGUCCGGUCAUCGGCAGGGUGAUGUGGGAUGCAACUAAGACUUAUCUGAUAUCGCUCUUUAUCGAGCAGGGGAUUGCAACCUUGGAAAUCCAUUUUUGGUGCGACGCCAUUCCAGGCGACAAUUGCAACAUAGACCUUGGUGCGUAUGAAUUUUUGGUUGGUGACCUGAUCGCCAUGGUCAUAUACAAGUUUGAAUCCCAGGGACAGGGAGCUUAG
Molecule: messenger RNA, 453 nt
Organism: Pyricularia grisea
Lineage: Eukaryota; Fungi; Ascomycota; Sordariomycetes; Magnaporthales; Pyriculariaceae
Exons: 1
Coding region: 1-453 (150 amino acids)
Source: RefSeq, a predicted model, not a curated record